CAGAAGGAAAGUCGGAUCAUCCCAUCUUGCUUUUACCAUUCAGCAUCACCAUGGAGUGGAAUAUUCCACUGGGCAGCAGAAACAGCCAUCCCAGCCGGCGGGCUGAGCUCUGUCCCCUCUCUGCCCGUGUCUCUGUAAAUCACCCUGCCCGAGCCCCUGGGGACUGCGCUGCGGGCGGCUAUGGAGGCUCUGGGUGCUCUUGCCCUGGGCCUCGGCGGCAAGCGGGUGCCUGUGAGCCCUGCUGAGGCAGAAGAGGGACGGGGUAGGGAGAACCCUUUGUGUGAAAUGUCCCCACGGUCCCUCCCUGAGACCUUCGGGUUCGGCUCCAGAGGUGCUCCCCCAGUGGAACCCCACUGUGGGUGGGAUGAGGUGGAGCGUGUUUUUAUUUUAUCCUGGUGUAGAAAAAACGUCCUGCCUUGCUUUGCCUUUCCUUCCUCCCUUCCUUCCUCCCUUCCUUCCCCUUCCCCCUAUCCCCUUCCCCAUCUCCUCCUCCCCUGCCGUCCCCCGCGGGCCGGGCCGGGCCGGGCGGGGCCAGGCGGAGUCUCUCACGCCCGGCGGGAGUCUUUCUCUCCCGGCUGGAUCUGCCGCUGCCACCGCUGCUCGCAGGAGCCGGAGCCACCUUCGGAGUGGGAGCCGGAGCCUGGCAGCGCCGCAGCCGAUGGAUAACUCCGUGACUCAGGACGAGGUGCGGGUGCGGGGGACACACACGAGGCUCCCCAGAAACGAGGGGGCUCCCGUCUGACCUGACCCCACUGUGUCCCCACGUGAUGAUAGACCGGAUGGACCUCCCUCACCUCACGAGUCCCACCGACCUCCCCAAGCACAUCCUGGAUAUCUGGGUCAUCGUGUUGAUCAUCCUGGCCACCAUCCUCAUCAUGACAGCGCUGCUGCUGUGCCCAGCCACGGCCGUCAUCAUCUACCGAGUCCGGACACACCCAACACGCAACGGCAUUGUGUGAGCCACGGGCACAGGGGCACGGCCAGCUCGCUGGGCUGGGGGCUGCAGCCAUAGGACCCUGUGCCAGGCACCUUCAUGGGGCACCCUGAGAGCUGGAACCUGGCCAGGAGCUGGGGUGGGCCAGCACCCAGACCUGCUCCUGUAGCUGGCUCUUGCUGGGUACCCACUGCUCAUCUUGCCCACUGAGCUCAUGGGGACUGUGGGGGAAAUGCCAGUGUGGGCAGCAGUGGGGAGAGGUGUGACUUUGGGGACAUGUCCAGCUGGAAAUAUCUCACUCCAUGAGAGAGGCAGGCUGGUCUCGCCUUCACUGGUGACACUGUUUCCUCGCAGGCAAGCAUCAAGGAGUGGAAAUGCCUGACAAAGUUAUUUCUUCUUUGGAGUUCCAGUUGUCAAGGUGGCUGGGGAAAAAAGAGUCAAAGCAAGAUGGAUGUGGCUUCUGGUUGUGCAUUUAGUGCUUGGCUAAAAAGAUCAGUGACAGAGCAGACGUACAGCUGGCACCAGCUUCUCCUCUACCCAUUAUCUGCAGAAAUGGUAGGAAAAUCCUGCAGGACUCUUAGUUCCUCUGGGUCUUGUGGGGCAGAGGAGUGUGUGCAGUUUCUGCCAGACCUCCUGUCUGCAUGCUGACUGCACUCCCCACUCCUUAUAGUGAGAGCUCCCACUGUUUGCCCAGCACACCAGCCCUGCUGGGGAGUCUGUGCAUGCCUCACCUGUGCAGGCAAAGCGGGAGGAACAGGUUUGUGCCCAGCCAGUGGCAAGGGAUCAUGUAAGCUCUUGUAUUACCCUUUGUUAUGAAAUAAAUGGACUUUAUCCUUCA
Molecule: messenger RNA, 1772 nt
Organism: Serinus canaria (Common canary)
Lineage: Eukaryota; Metazoa; Chordata; Aves; Passeriformes; Fringillidae
Gene: SMIM3
Product: small integral membrane protein 3
Exons: 3
Coding region: 768-959 (63 amino acids)
Source: RefSeq, a predicted model, not a curated record